Molecule: messenger RNA, 265 nt
Organism: Prorocentrum cordatum
Lineage: Eukaryota; Dinophyceae; Prorocentrales; Prorocentraceae
Source: the annotation of a GenBank genome assembly
GCGCUCCUCCGCUGGCGGAACUGGCCCAACCUCGGCUGGGUGGCCAUCCUGCGGUCGGCGCUCCAAGAGGGGGCGCCGCGCUGGGCGGGCUUCCAGCCGCUGCGGGAGGCGCGACAGCAGGUGCGAUCGGCGGGCUCCCUGGUGGGGCUUCUGUUCCUGGGGCUGUUCCUGCGGCUGCUGCGGCGGCCCUCGACGCCGCAGCUUUGGCUCCCGCUGGCGGCGGCGGAGCCGUUGCCGCAGGGGCAGGGCCUGCCCCUGGAGCACG